Diabrotica virgifera virgifera (western corn rootworm) is the source of this 894-nucleotide messenger RNA. Its product is annotated as alpha-crystallin B chain. Gene Ontology annotation, molecular function: protein folding chaperone. The transcript has a single exon. The coding region runs from base 182 to 751 and encodes 189 amino acids. Gene Ontology annotation, biological process: response to heat; protein refolding. NCBI's taxonomy places the organism in Eukaryota, Metazoa, Arthropoda, Insecta, Coleoptera, Chrysomelidae. The record is from RefSeq and is a predicted model, not a curated record.
GAGUUCCAAACAAAAUUCUAGUAAAUUCUUGACAUUUCUACUUUCAAAACAAGUUUGUAUAAAUACCGGUGGUAUAAGUUUAAUAAUUAUUAGUAAACUAGUAACAACGGUGUUGUAAACUAUUCGUUAAAUAAAAAAGUUCAGUGUUAUUAAAUUAUUUUGAAGUGUACAAUUAUCCAAAAUGGCAUUUAUUCCUGUAGUGUUUCGUGAAAACCAGUGGGCCCCUCAUUGCCCUCGUCGUCAAGUUGCUGUGCCCAAUCGAAAUUUUGUUGAAGACAUCACCCAUGACGUCCUGAAUUCCAUUGCCUUAGCCCAGGCGUUAUUUGGCCCAGAACAAGAUAGAGGAGAUACAGAGGUAAUGAGACAGAAUUCUAAAUUAUUGAAUCAAUCCAGAUCAUCUGUUACAAUUGAUGAACACAAAUUCCAAGCCAAUUUCGAUGUACAGCAUUUCAAACCGGAAGAAAUUACUGUAAAGGUAAAUGGUGACAGGUCCAUUACUAUUGAAGCCGAACAUGAAGAGAAGCAAGAUGAGCAUGGUGGAAUUUACAGGCAUUUUGUUAGAAAGUAUAAGUUGCCAGAAAAUUGCGAUAUAGAAAAGGUAGAUUCCAAAUUGUCGUCUGAUGGAGUCUUAAGUAUUACAGCUCCUACCAUUGGACAGAAAUCUUCCAGUCAUAGAACCAUUCCGAUUAUUCAAACUGGGAAGCCAAUUAAGCCAGCAGAAAAACCGCAGGUUGAACAGAAAUCAGCUUAAAUAGUAGGUUAAUAUUAUUUAAAAUAUAUUACAUCAAAUGUUCUUUAAUUUCAAGACUGAUUUUUGAAUGUAUUAUUAAUUCCAUUUUUUUGUACUGUAUAACAUUUUUUUAUUUAAAUAAAUACAUUUGUGAAUAAUUAAAA